Molecule: messenger RNA, 2899 nt
Organism: Bradysia coprophila
Lineage: Eukaryota; Metazoa; Arthropoda; Insecta; Diptera; Sciaridae
Product: putative RNA-binding protein 19
Molecular function (GO): RNA binding
Source: RefSeq, a predicted model, not a curated record
GACAGCUAAGUUCUCCUCGUGUUGUUUGACACUGAUAUCAUUUAGUCUGUUUGUUGUUUAAAGUAAUCAAAUUAAUUGAAUAUUAUGUCUCGAGUUGUUGUCAAAAACCUUCCAAACGGGACAACCGAAUCAAAACUCCGGCAACUCUUUAGCGAGCAUGGAAACAUUACAGACGUUCAACUAAAAUAUACAAAAGAGGGAAAGUUCAGACAGUUCGCCUUCGUUGGCUAUGAAACAGAAUAUUCUUCAUCGCAAGCAAUCAAAAAUCUGAACAAAUCAUUCGUCAACACCAGUCGAAUAUCGGUGGAAAUUUGUGCAGCGCUUUCCGACGAAAGUAAGCCAAAAUCAUGGAGCAAAUACUCAAAGGAUAGUUCAGCAUUUCAGAGAAAGAACAAGGUUGAUGAAUCGACUGACACAGCUGUGGUCCAAGAGAAUGCCAAGAGUAAUCGGAAAGAGAAGAAGAAGAAAAGCGAAAGAAUCCAGGAAAUUCUCGGUGACCAUCUGAAGGAUCCCAAGUUCAUUGAGUUUAUGGACGUUCAUGGUAAAGGACAAUCGGUUUGGAAAAAUGACUUGGGCUUGGCUGAAGAAGAAGAUGGUGAUGAUGAUGAUAAUGUUAAGGACGAUAAUGCUAAUGAGAAAAAAACGGAGGUGGAAGCUGAAAAUGAAUCGUCUGCUGUUGAACAUGAAGACGAUUUAAAAGCGGCUGAUGAGGAUAUCAGUGACUCGGAAUAUAUGAGACGAUUAAUGCCAGAGAAUGCACAGCCGAAACAAAAAGAGAAGAAGCUAAAGGUUAAGGCAGCAAAACUGAUGGACCUGUUAACCAUAAAAGUCAGAAAUAUUCCAUUCAAAGCCAAACGGCAAGACAUCAUAACUUUCUUCAAGCCAAUCAAACCGUUUUCAAUUCGUCUGCCAGUAAAAGUGCACGGCAUUUGCUAUGUUGGCUUCAAAACGGAAGCAGAUUUCAAAAAGGCCAUGCUGAAAAAUCGUAGUUUUUGGAAAGGUAAACAACUGCUGUUCACCGAUUUCACCGAGAAGAACAAACAAACCAAAGACAAAAUCGACAUGGACAACAAUGACAUUUCGAAUCCGAAAUGGGACAAGCAACGGGAAGCGUUGAAAAGCGAAGAGGAUAUCUCCGAAUCGGGUCGAAUUUUCUUCCGAAAUUUGCCAUAUUCGACGAAUGAGACGGAUCUGCGUGAAGUGUUUGAGAAAUUCGGUCCGAUUGCUGAUGUUCAUUUGCCGAUCGACGGUGUGACAAGAAUUAUCAAAGGCUUUGGUACCGUGACGUACGUGCUACCCGAACAUGCGGUUAUUGCAUUCAACAAAUUGGAUGGCACAACAUUCCACGGACGGCUUCUGCAUCUAAUACCGGGAAAAUCGCUGCCCGACGAAGAACAGGAAACGGACAGCAUGAAUUUCAAGCAGAAAAAGGCAUUGAAGCUGAAAAAGACUGCAGGAUCAGCACACAAUUGGAACACAUUGUUUUUGGGUGGCGAUGCGGUCGCUAAUAUUUUGGCCAAAAAUUACGGAACAACAAAGGAACGAGUACUUGAUUCGGCAUCGGGCGAAAUGAGCGCCGCUGUUCGGUUGGCAUUGGGUGAAACCGAAAUUGUAAUGCAAAUGAAACGAUUUUUGGAAGACAAUGACGUUGUUUUGGAUGCAUUUGAUUCGAUGAUUGGUAAGAAGCGGUCGAACACAGUCAUUUUAGCCAAGAAUUUACCAGCAAGUACGGAAGUGAGAGACUUACAACCAUUGUUCGCCAAAUUUGGAUUGAUCGGACGGAUUGUCUUGCCACCGAGUGGUGUGACUGCGUUGAUUGAAUUCCUAGAACCAUCAGAAGCGAAAGCUGCGUUCCGUAAACUCGCAUACUCAAAGUUUAAGGAGCUGCCUUUGUACUUGGAAUGGGCGCCCGAAAACAUUUUCAAAUCGGCGUCGUCGAAACCAAUGAGUUUGACUGAACUAGAAUCCAACAAAACUACAAAUCGUCCGAAAUUAUUUGAUAAACCAAUCGUACCGGAAAUCACCGAACUAAUAGCUGAACCUGACAGUGUGGAAGACGAUACGGAUCCGGAACUGGGCACCACAAUAUUCUUACGGAAUUUGAAUUUUACAACCAGAGAAGCGGCAGUUCGCGAACACUUCCAAAAACUCGGUGCCAUUCACAUGAUUCAGGUGGCAAUGAAAAAGGACCCAGAGAACCCGCAGAAUCGCAUAUCGUUGGGCUAUGGCUUCAUUCAGUUUAAACGGAAGACAGUUGCAGAACGGGCACUGAGCACAAUGCAAUUUACAACCAUCGAUGGGAAUAAAGUGGAACUGAAAAGAAGCGAUCGGACCCUACAGUACGGUUUUCUGUUUGUAUUAUUUGUGAAAUUUGUGUCUAAUUGUUCUGUUUUACACAGAUCUCAAGUUGCUACGACGAAAAAGGUAGCGAAGGCGAUGAAGCAGACUGGUACGAAGAUUCUAGUGAGAAAUAUUCCCUUCCAAGCGAAGCAACAAGAAGUUGAAGAGAUUUUCAAAACAUUUGGCGAACUAAAAUCAAUUCGUCUACCACGCAAAAUGUCUGCCGAUCAGGAAACACAUCGAGGAUUCGGUUUCGUGGAUUUUACCAUGAAAACUGAUGCGAAGAAAGCGUUCGAUGCGUUAAGUCAAAGUACCCAUUUGUAUGGACGACGUUUGGUGUUAGAAUGGGCCGCUGCCGAAGACGGGGUUGAGGAGCUUCGAAAACGUACCGCCGAUCACUUUCAUGAUUCGUCAAAGUCGAAUAAACGGAGAAAAGGUGUUUUCGAUGCCAGUGAAAUGGAUGUGUUGGAUAAACAAGAGGCGGACGAAGAAUUAUGAGAAUUUGUGCGAAAGGAGAUGGAAAAGAAUUUUGUUGAAUAAAAUUACGUUUGGAAAAGAA